ACUGUUCGUUCAUUUCUAUGACAACGAACGUGGCAAAUUGGGCUCCCGAACAAAUAAACGAAGGCUCCAACCUCAGUUACAUCUCAAUAUUCUGGGAAGCUGUCAGAGAGACAAUUUGAAUCAACAUGCAAAGAGUCCAUAGCAGGAGAUCUGAAGGAAGCGAGGCAGAAGUUGAUGGAUUAGCUGAACAAGAGCUUGCUAAACUUCAGCGUCAAUAUCGAAUUAUUGAAGGAGACAGAAGGGCUUAUAGUGAAGAGACACAGAAUCAAAUAAGAAAACAGACAGAAGCCAUUCAAUCCCUUGAAAAAGAAAAUGCAGAGCUGGUGAAAGAUAAUACACUGGCAGGAAGUUUGCAGAACCAGAGCCAGGAUAGAACAAAUACGGACAAAUUAAACGGCCUUUUAAACAAAGAAGAUGAUCUCAAGUUGCAGCUUGACGAGUUGAAUGAUGACAUCAAGGGACUUGAUGAUCAGAUACGAUUGAUGGAAAAGAAGACUAAACAGCAAAGAAAAAAUAUGGGAGGCGUACAUAGCAGCCACUUACAAAAUAAGAGGACCCAAAAGUACAUCAGAGUUCUUGAAAACAGAUUAGACAAGGCCAAAGUAGACUUCAACAGCUGCCUGUCAGAGAACGGUAAGCUCCGUGAAACAUUUGAUCACAUGCGAGUGGAAAAGAAGACUUUUGACACCAUUCGCCUGAAGCUAGAGAAGGAAUUGGUGGAGAAUAAGCAAAAAAUUAUGGAUGGUAUCGAAACAUCUACUGCAGCUUAUGAGGCUCGAGAUGAAGCUCAAGGGAAGAUGAUGGCGCUGAAAGAGAAAGCUGAUAAAGAUCUGGCACAAUACAACACGGAACUUAAGGAGCUUAUGCGCAUCAUUGAGCAUGAUCGCAAGCUGAAAGAUUUCAUGAGGAUUAAAAGCGAAGAGAGAGCUGAAAUGAUGGAAGGCGAACUGUCAUCUCAGAGGAAGAAAAAAGAUGAAAAGGAAAAAGGCGACAAAGCUGAGGAAACUAUUGAGUCAUACGAGUCAGCUUUCCACACAAUCAAAGAAGCCACUGGUAUUGAGGACAUUGAUCAGUUGGUCAAUAAAUUCAUAGAAGUCGAAGACAAGAAUUUUGCCCUCUUCAACUAUGUCAACGAACUCAAUAAUGAAAUUGAGCAGCUGCAAGAACAAAUAAACGAGGUAAAAGCAGAAAUUGAGAAGUUCAAAAGUGAGGAAGUGGAGAUGGCAAGCCAAAGGAAGGCCCUUCUGAAAGGUUUAGAAGACAACUUGUCAUCUUCCACUGAACAAGCUGAUCAGUAUGACACGCAGUUUAAGCAGAGCAAGAAAAUCAUUGAACAACUCAAAUCAGGGGUGGACUCUUUAUUUAAUAAGAUCAACUGUGACCGAAGCGCCAUAACAGAUAUGCUAGGAGGAACAUCAGGGGUUACAGAUGUCAACAUGAUGCAGUUCCUUGGGUUAAUCGAGCAAAGAACAAAUGAGCUUCUUCAAGUCCACGGCUUUGUCUCUUCAAAGGAAACUGAUGGUGAUAGUGAACCGGCCGUGGCAGUGGGUCUUUUGGGUCAAGGACCUCAGCCAGGAAUGACUUCAGUGGCGAUUGUUCCGCCCACAACUGGUGAUGAUUACGACUCAGAUGCUUCUUCAGGUUCCGAGGAUGACCAGCGACCUCUGACCCAACAAGAACUGAAGAACAAAAUCUUGAAAGGGAAAAUGCCUGUUAGCUCCUUUCCUGCUGUCGUUCAUGAUACCUAG
Molecule: messenger RNA, 1748 nt
Organism: Stylophora pistillata
Lineage: Eukaryota; Metazoa; Cnidaria; Anthozoa; Scleractinia; Pocilloporidae
Product: coiled-coil domain-containing protein 63
Source: RefSeq, a predicted model, not a curated record